ACAACUGGAAUUAAUUCUUAUUCGUAUUCUUCUAAUUGUCAUGAUGCCUAACAUAAGCUUCUCAAAAUCUCUAUAAAUUUCAAAUGCAAUAACUCAUUUCUUAUUUAUCUAUAAAAUACAUCAACUACUACAAUUAUUCAUUCACUCCAAAAUAUUUUACUAUUUCCCAACAUGACUGAUCCAUGACCUCCACAGCCGCCGAUCUCCUCUUACUCUUUGGUUCUGGCGCCAGCUCGGGCCGAACCAAGUACAUCAUGCUCGACGCCACUGCCGGAGGAAUAAGCUACUACCUCUUUGCCUUUAGUGGGCCCUCCAACAGCCAGUGGAGUGCGAUAGGCAAGACAUCUGUCACGACCACAUUGGCAAAAAGCACGGCUGCCUUGACCACCCUAUUUGCGAAGAGGCUCUUGGAGGGGCAUUGGAAUGUGAUUGACGUGUGCCAUGGGUUGUUGGGACGGAUUGUCGCAAUCACCUCAGGGUGCUCUGUGGUUGAGCCAUGGGCUGCAAUUAUAUGCGGUUUUGUGGCAUCUCAGGGUACUCUAUUUGCCAACAAGGCUUAUGUCAACGAGGUUGUGGCGCUUGAGGGUUGCUUUUCACUGGGCUAUUUGCCAACAGGGCCUAUGUCAACGAGGUUUAUCCGGGAAUGCCAAAUAGGCCUUACGGCCUGCUCAUGGGUGGUGGUCUCAGUCACAAUGGCACCGCUGUUCUUGGCGCUCCACAAGUUGAAGUUGCUGAGGAUUUCAUCCGACGACGAAAUGACCACCGUAAUGGAUGUAACCAACCAUCAUGGUUUGAUUAGAAUAAAAUUUUGUGUAUAUCAAGAAUAGGGAAGAAAAUUGUUGGGAGAUAAAUAUAGCGGAGAAUCUGAAUAUUAGUACAAAAUUGUAUAGACAUGCAUUUAUUCAAGUUAUGAAUAAAAAGAGUGUUAGAAGAUUGGUGAAUAUUUGAACAUUAAUAUAGAAUAACUGCAAUCUGCAUUCGACAUCGUGCGAUUGUAGAUAUUUCUACCAAAA
Molecule: messenger RNA, 1013 nt
Organism: Salvia hispanica
Lineage: Eukaryota; Viridiplantae; Streptophyta; Magnoliopsida; Lamiales; Lamiaceae
Source: RefSeq, a predicted model, not a curated record